This is a messenger RNA of Uloborus diversus, 784 nucleotides long. Its product is annotated as astacin-like metalloprotease toxin 5. The coding region runs from base 10 to 720 and encodes 236 amino acids. Gene Ontology annotation, biological process: proteolysis. The record is from RefSeq and is a predicted model, not a curated record. NCBI's taxonomy places the organism in Eukaryota, Metazoa, Arthropoda, Arachnida, Araneae, Uloboridae. Gene Ontology annotation, molecular function: zinc ion binding; metalloendopeptidase activity. The transcript is spliced from 7 exons.
UGCAAAAAAAUGCAGUUUCUUGUUCUACUAGUUCUUUUGCCACUGGCAUGGGGAACGCCAGUGGUAAAGAAUCCCAUGAUAACUGAAGGACUGUUUGAAGGAGACAUCAAGGGGAUUCCUGUAGAUGCAGACAGAAACGCUGUUCCAAGAGAUGCCCAGCGGUGGCCAAAUGGGGUCAUUCCUUAUGAAGUCGAUAGCAGCAGAGCUGAUACCUGGAAUCUUAUUGCGGGUGCAAUGAAGCAUAUUCAAGACAGAACGUGCAUUCGUUUUGUUCGAAGAACUACUGAAAGAGAUUACAUCAGAAUUGUGAAAGAAAACGGAUGUUGGUCUUACUGGGGUCGCCUGGGAAUUGGAAUGCAAAAACUGUCCCUCGGAAGUGGUUGCGAAAAUCACGCUGUCAUAGUUCACGAACUCAUGCAUGCGAUUGGAUUCGAACACGAACACAACAGAAGUGAUCGAGAUGACUACCUGAUCAUCAACUGGAACAAUAUUCAAAGCCAAUGGCACAGUGCGUUCCAGAAGCUUCGAUCUGACCAAAACAGGCUGUUGACCAGAUUCGAUUACGAUUCUAUCAUGAUGUACGGAGAACAAUCUUUCAGCAAAGGUCAAGGAUAUCCCAGCAUGUCGUCCAAGGACGGAAGGCACCUGCCUGAAGCAUACAACAAGCCUGGUCUUACUAAUUCAGACAUUCAAAGAGUGAAGAUAUUGUACCAGUGCUAGUUCAAAUGUUGUAAAUGUUCUGCUAUCGAUGUUUGUGAGUUGAACUAAAUAAAACAAAACCUCC